AGGAGCCGCAGCCAGUGCGGGGCGGGCAGGCGGCGGGGCGGGAGGAGCAGCCGGGCUCGGCUCGGCUCGGCCCGGCCCAGCUCGGCUCGGCUCGGCUCGGCCCGGCAUGGCCAAGCACCAUCGCACCCCGGCGCGGAGCCCGGAGCCCGUCAUCGAGGUCAAGAGCAAGUUUGACGCCGAGUUCCGCCGCUUUGCCGUGAAGCGCUCCAGCGUGGGCGGCUUCCAGGAAUUCUACCAGCUGAUCCAGACGGUCCAUCAGAUCCCCUGCGUGGAUGUGUUGUUGGGGUACACGGACGUUCACGGGGACUUGCUGCCCAUCAACAAUGACGAUAACUACCACAAAGCUCUCUCCUCCGCUAGCCCACUGCUCAGGAUCAUCAUCCAGAAGAGGGCAGAAGCCGACUCCAGCGUCUUCACCUCCAACUCCCUGCAGCGGAAGAAGAAGGGGCUGCUGCGGCCAGCGCACCACCGGGCCAAGCCACAGCUGCUGAUCGGCCUGCCCCAGGACUUCCGGCAGAUCUCCUCCAUCAUCGAUGUGGACAUCCUGCCCGAGACGCACCGGCGCGUCCGGCUGCACAAGCACGGCUCCGACAAGCCGCUGGGCUUCUACAUCCGCGACGGCAUCAGCGUGCGUGUGGCCCCCCAGGGCGUCGAGAAGGUGCCCGGCAUCUUCAUCUCCCGCCUGGUGAAGGGUGGGCUGGCCGAGAGCACUGGGCUGCUGGCCGUCAGUGACGAGAUCCUGGAGGUGAACGGCAUCGACGUGGCCGGCAAGUCGCUGGACCAGGUGACGGACAUGAUGGUGGCCAACAGCCACAACCUCAUCGUCACCGUCAAGCCGGCCAACCAGCGCAACAAUGUCAUCCGCAGCAGCAAGGCCUCAGGCAGCUCGGGCGUCUCGACGGACAGCACGCCCAGCCCCGCCUCCCACUACCUGAACCAUUACAGCACGGCCGAGGGCGAGAGCGACGAGGAGGGGGACCUGGUCAUCGAGAGCGAUGGCGCCGCCCGCUGCCCCAACGGCGGCCUCCUGGACAAGAGCUGCCAGCAGAGCCUGGCGCUGCCCAGCUCCCUGCACUCUUUGGGCAGUGCCAGUGGAAGCCGCGGGGGCGGUCUGCGGGAGGAUGGCACGCUCCUCACCCUAUAGAGGAACCACCUGGGUGGCAGGCCUGGGGGCUGCCCGCCUGCCCUCCCCUCUCGCUGGCAUGGGAGCGGUGGCCAGCCGGGCCCUGCCCCAGCCAGUCUCCUCCUCUGGGCGCCCUGUCCCCGCCACAGGAAGGGUGGCAGCCGGGAGUGGAGACGUGAGCGCUGAGCCCUUCCCCUCCCCCAGCUGUGGGGCUCCCCCACCCUCGUGGGGAACCAAAUGACUAGACACUGCCCCUCUCGGACCCACCCCCCCCGCCCCUUUCCUUCCAAUCAAGUGGGUUUUUUAAAUUGUUUUAUGAAAAUAUGCAUCAUAAAUUAAUAUAUUGCGAUGGGCCAUUAAACCUUUUCUAGAAAGCG
This is a messenger RNA of Caretta caretta (loggerhead turtle), 1500 nucleotides long. RefSeq names its product par-6 family cell polarity regulator alpha (gene PARD6A). Lineage: Eukaryota; Metazoa; Chordata; Testudines; Cheloniidae. Gene Ontology annotation, molecular function: protein binding. Gene Ontology annotation, cellular component: cell cortex; nucleus; apical plasma membrane. The record is from RefSeq and is a predicted model, not a curated record. Gene Ontology annotation, biological process: centrosome cycle; regulation of cellular localization; establishment or maintenance of cell polarity.